CCUUUUUUCCUUUUUUUAAAAGUAAUUAUUCUUAAAUAAACUCAGCCUGCUUUUCUCCUCCACCCCGCCUGUCAGCGUCUCUGCUUUCCGGGAGGCUGCUUCGUCGCCAUGCACUCGACUGAGUCAGCGGUGGUCGCUACGAACUCGGGGCAACCGCCCCACAGCAGCAGUGAUGACGGGCGUUUUAGUGUCCUCAGCUGGCAGCAGGUGCAGCGGUUGGACCAGAUCCUCGAAGAAGCUGUGCCCAUCCACGGCCGGGGCAACUUCCCGACUCUGUCCGUGCGGCCGCGCAGGAUCGUGCAGGUGGUUCGCAGCCGUCUAGAAAAGAAGGGGGUCGCUGUCCAUAAUGUGAGGCUGAAUGGCUCAGCAGCUAGCCACGUGCUGCAUCAAGACAGUGGUCUGGGAUACAAAGAUCUGGAUCUUAUUUUUGGGGUCGAUCUGAAAAGUGAGGAUGUCUUCCAGCUGGUGAAAGACGUUGUAAUGGACUGCCUCUUGGACUUCCUCCCAGAAGGGGUAAACAAAGAUAAGAUCACUCCCAUGACUCUGAAAGAGGCCUAUGUGCAGAAGUUGGUGAAAGUGUGCAAUGAAACGGACCGCUGGAGCCUUAUCUCGCUGUCGAACAACAGUGGGAAGAACGUAGAACUCAAAUUUGUAGACUCUCUCCGACGGCAGUUUGAGUUCAGUGUUGAUUCCUUCCAGAUCAUAUUGGACUCCCUGUUGCUGUUUGGGGAGUGUUCAGAGAACCCAAUGUCUAAGAACUUCCACCCUACAGUCACUGGGGAGAGCAUGUAUGGGGACUUUGAAGAGGCAAUGGACCAUCUGAAGAACAGAAUCAUCGCCACUAGGAAUCCAGAGGAGAUCAGAGGCGGCGGGCUUCUAAAGUACUGCAACCUCCUUGUGAGGGGAUUUAAGCCCAAAUCGGAGGUCGACAUGAAGGCACUACAGAGAUACAUGUGCUCCAGGUUUUUUAUAGACUUUCCUGACAUUGGAGAGCAGCAGCGGAAGUUAGAGUCCUACCUCCAGAGCCAUUUUGUUGGCAUGGAGAGUAAGCGGUACGAUUGCCUGAUGACCCUGCACAGAGUGGUGAAUGAAAGUACAGUGUGCCUGAUGGGACACGAAAGGCGGCAGACGUUGAACCUCAUUGCCAUGUUGGCUGUGAGAGUCUUGGCUGAGCAGAACAUAAUCCCGACAGUCACAAACGUGACUUGCUAUUAUCAGCCGGCACCCUAUGUCAGCGAAAUAAAUGUCAAUUACUAUGUAACCCACGUGCAACCUCUCAUGCCUUGCAGUCACUCCUACCCAACUUGGCUCCCCUGCAACUGAGCUUUGCGAUGGCUCUCCUUAAUACUCUGGGGAGGGCAGUGGGAGUAGAGGCCAUUCACCCUUGAGAAGAAGAAAAAAACAAAACCAGAAUUCUUGCGUCUACAUUGGAAUGAAGUCAGUCUGCUGUAUACUGUGGGGAAAACCGUGCAGUGUUAUGAGUAGUUAUCAGAGAUGUUUACAGUAAGAAAAUGCUUGAGUUAUGUAUGGGGUGAGUAGGAUUAGGUUAAAAGGUAGAGCUGCACUACCUGAGUUGAAAGAUUUUUUUUUUCCUUUUUUAGUACAAGAGAUGGGGCUGUGCAGACUCUGUUUCUGAAGAGAUGCCAGAGUGGCUGAUUCCUUGUAAAGGACCAAAGAUAUCCUAUUAAAAGUGCCUGCAACCAAAAAAAAAAGAAAAAAAAGAAUUGUACUGUAACCUUGAUUUUUUUUUUUUUUUGGGUAGGGGCAGAGCUCCCUCUUGGUAGUUCAAGUAGGGAUAUCUGAUUUUUUUUUGGGGGGGGUAGGGUCACCUGAUCAUUUCUGUCAAGGGAACCGAUGCAGGCAGUGGCGUGAAAGAGCUGCUGCUGCCUCCUGGGCUUGCUGUUAGAGAUGAGCCAGCAGUACUGAUUGGCAAUCAGUGUGGGGAGCCAGAGGUAGUAAGCAUCAGUACCACUGUUUUUGAGGUUGUACAAAAAAUCCUCGUGAAGGCUGAAAGGAAGACUGGGAACCUGUCUCCAAGUAUUGCCCUACUGAAUGCGCGGUGCCAAAAAUGUGACUUCGGGAAGUAAAUGUCCUGGAGGGGAAGGGGAAAAUGUUGGGAUUUGCGUGGUAUUAAAAAAACCCACUGAUUGGUAGGUGGUUGGGAUUAAAUGAGUUUGACCUGAAACACCAGCAGACUUAGGUAGACUGACCUGUUCUUGGUGGGGGUUUUGCCUGUGGUUGAAGUUUGGGCAAAGAGCUCUGGAGCUCUUACUGAAAACUGCAACCAGUUCUUUUUAACCCUGUUUCCCCUGCUCUGAGAAUGGCGCUCCUCCUCCUUUAACUAGAUGCCUGUGUCAUUCUGCUUGGCUCCAUACCUGAGUAAAAUGGCAUUUGAUGAAACUUAUCGAUGGACCUCUGUUAGCAAGGACUUGGGAGGAGAGAGAUCCUCGGUUUCCCUUCUCUGGCAACUGGAAGGGAGAUCUCAGUUAAAGCCAAUCAGAGUGACUUGCGUCCAAGAGGAUUUUAGUGUGUCAUGUAUAAAUACCAGAAGUUUGAAGUGGGCUACCUACACAGCACACAGUAGUCCUGUCCUGAUGUGGGGGGAGUGCAUAGCAGCUCCUGUGUAAUGUGUUAGUUCAGGUUAAUGCUCCCAUGCUUUUUUUAGAAAGCUAAAGUAGUUGAACGCUUUAGCAUUUUGGCUGUGCCUGCUAUAGAAGGGCUACAUUAAAACGUUUCAUGGUACAUCCUUAAAGGUCAACUUAUUUACUAAUGUUUGUUUGCAGUAAAGCUGUACGAAGUUUGGGGCAGUCUGGAAAAAUGAAAUAAAAUAUCAUACUUGGAUUGUUGUCUAGGUAAAACUCUGCCUCUUUUCCUGCAAAAGUGUGAGCUGGGUUGGCAAAGACCAAACCAUUCUCAAGCCUGUGGCCACACUGACAAAAGAUCCGCUCCAGCGUUGCCACUCUCACCAUUCUUCCUGGAUGAGGAGAUGCCAUUGAGUUCUAAGAGGUCCAAUAAGAGAGUUCUUCUGCAAUAUAAAUAGCUCUUGAGCUGGGAAGGGGGUGUUCCUCUGCAUACCAGUGAAUUCUUCUGUACACACAGAGAAAUGUGGCUGCAGUGCCUGAUAUCAGGGGCUUAAUUGUGUGUGGGUUUUUCCUUUUCCACUUGAAAAAGCUGCUCUUCCAUACUGUAUCUUUGGCAGCUUUUCAGUAAUUCACAUUUUAGGGGGGGAAGUGGGUUUGCACUAAUCAAAGUAGCACAGAUGUCUAGCAGCACUUAACUCUUCUGGCUGAAUUCUUGAGGGGGAUGCUUAAACGAGAGAACCUCUUCAAAAAAAAAAA
This is a messenger RNA of Gekko japonicus, 3338 nucleotides long. It is a transcript of the gene TENT5B, whose product is annotated as family with sequence similarity 46 member B. The record is from RefSeq and is a predicted model, not a curated record. Lineage: Eukaryota; Metazoa; Chordata; Lepidosauria; Squamata; Gekkonidae. The transcript has 2 exons. The coding region runs from base 109 to 1323 and encodes 404 amino acids. Gene Ontology annotation, biological process: mRNA stabilization. Gene Ontology annotation, molecular function: poly(A) RNA polymerase activity; RNA binding.